Chilo suppressalis (striped riceborer) is the source of this 7259-nucleotide messenger RNA. The record is from the annotation of a GenBank genome assembly. Lineage: Eukaryota; Metazoa; Arthropoda; Insecta; Lepidoptera; Crambidae.
CCGAAGUUCAAUCAGGCCCAUUUUUGAAAUUCGAACUCGCUAGCCUGAAUAGUGUCAAAACAAAAAAACUUUAAAAGACUAUAAAGGAUUUAAUAAAAAAAGUUGUUAUAACUUUUUUUUUAGUAACUUUCUGUAGUGUGGUGUAGAAUUUUGUGGACACUUUGAUUGUAAAGUUUUGCUCAAGUUUCGGGAAGCUCGCGGCUUUCAGAUAUGUGACGUAAAUACAAGAUGGCGUCGCUACACAUCGCGUGGCGGUUGCACAGCCUGGAGAGCUUACUGCUGAAGGUGGACACGAAGACCUGAGGAGCCAUGCACCGAACGCAACGCGGCUAAAAUGGAGUUCGCCUCUAUUUUACCUACUGAUGUGGCGCUAGAGGUGAACGAUACCGUAGUGGAAUACGAUGAUGCCGACGAUCCGGACGCCGUCACACUACUGUCUAUCCUGCUUGUUGGUAUAUUCCUGUCGUUGCUGAUAUUCCUAAGUGUGGCUGGCAACAUCCUGGUUUGCAUCGCGAUCUACACGGACAGGGGGUUGAGACGCAUAGGAAACCUGUUCCUAGCAUCCCUCGCCAUUGCCGAUAUGCUAGUGGCCGCGGCCGUCAUGACAUUUGCCGGGGUCAACGACCUGCUUGGAUACUGGGUUUUCGGAGAGCAGUUCUGCGACACUUGGGUAGCUUGUGACGUCAUGUGCUCAACAGCAUCAAUACUAAACCUGUGCGCCAUCUCCUUGGACAGAUAUAUACACAUCAAAGAUCCAUUAAGAUACGGCCGCUGGGUGACAAGGCGGGUGGCCAUCAUCACUAUAGCCAUGAUUUGGCUGCUAGCGGCCCUCGUUAGCUUCCUGCCUAUAUCUUUAGGCCUCCACCGCCCGGAUGAAGAGGCCUUAGCGACGCAGAGGCCCCCGAGAUACCCCACUUGCGCCCUCGUCCUGACACCGACCUACGCUGUCGUGUCCAGCUGUAUAUCAUUCAUCCUGCCCUGUAUCGUGAUGAUUAGUAUAUACUGCAGAUUGUAUUGCUACGCUCAGAAGCACGUGAAGUCGAUUCGGGCGGUCACUAGGACGGUACAAAUGCCAGACAACAGGACCAAGUCCGUUCGAACCCGGGUCCAUACGCAUGUGCACUCGUCUCCUUACCACGUGUCCGAUCAUAAGGCCGCCAUCACAGUCGGCAUCAUCAUGGGCGUGUUCUUACUGUGCUGGGUCCCAUUCUUCUCUGUCAACAUCGUCGCUGCAUUUUGUAAGACGUGUAUACCAGAUCUGGCCUUCAAAAUCUUGACCUGGCUCGGCUACUCAAACUCAGCGUUCAACCCGAUCAUCUAUUCCAUAUUCAACACUGAAUUCAGAGAGGCUUUCAAGAAAAUACUCACAACCAGAUACCCUCCUUGCUGUGGCUACCAAACAGUCAGAGCCAACACUCCCACUAGGAACGAUAAUUUUGUCACAGACUACGGAACGAAAACUUUAGUAGUCCGUAGGAGCGGUUCUUUAGGACUCUCCGGUGUCGAUCCAACUCCUAGGUCCUCUGCUGAGUCCGUACGACCUUUGAGAGAGUAUCACAUCUGACAAGAAGACGGUGGUAGCAACAAUGAGCUACUUGAUAAAAGUGACGUGGUUUGAAGUCCAAGAAUGUUGUGUGGAAGCAAUACUCCAAUAGCAAUUAUUAGUCUUAGAGACAUGCUCAUUAUAGCUGCUGCUUUAAAAAUUAUCUGACGAGCAAGGGCAGUGGUUAAUGUAGUAUUUGUAUAGUUAAUAUAUUAUAGUCAGUCUUGACGUAUGUAAUUUAUAUUUCGACGUUUUUUUUUUAUCACAACGGUCCAUUCGUACUGUGUCAUAUCAAGUGUCACAUUUUAAGCAUUUCUAUAUGUCUACAAACGAUACAUUUCAGUCAUAUCGAUCUACACUAAAUACACUUAAUAUAUCUAAUGAUGUCUUAAAGAGAUCCUCGAAUUUGUAGUUCUGUAAAUUAUAUGUAAAUGAUCGUAGUAUUAUUGAAGAAUAGUUAUAGAUACUUCUGAACGAAUUUUACGCAUGCUUAAAAAUAUCAAUACCAAAUAAAUGUAAUCGAUAUAAAUAUUUAUGUUCUAGUCAGUAAUAUUAACCUGUUCCAUUUUGAUCACGUUAAAAAUUCCUGUGAUACUUUUGUAAAUAUUUUGGUCUAACGGUAAAUAUCUAAUUGUAAAUAAUGUCGUUUAAACACUAUCAAUGGUAGAUAUAUAAAUUAAAUAAAGGAAUUAGAAUAACUAUGAACUCUGACUAUAAAUACUGAAUAUUUUAUACCAACCGUAUUCAUUUUAUUUCCUAUAUCUUAAGCUUUAAACACUAUUUUAUGACUAAAUGUUGCCCAACUAUCCUUUAAAAAUGUUUUUCUAAAAAGCAUGAACUUUGUAUUAUUCUAGUGUACUUGAUUAAAGAUGAUUUGCUUUGGCUAUCGAAGGGUUGUGAUUUUAGUACCUACGAUUAUAAUGAGUUCAAAAUAAUUUUAGUAUUAUCGUUAUUCCAAUAUUAUAUUAUAUUAUAUGAUAGAUAUCGUUAAAAUUGUUUUUCAUAUUGUGGUUUAUAGAACUAAGUUCUAUUGACCUUCCUUGCAUUUAUAGAAAAAAAACAAUGGUUUUAAUAUUAUAUCUAACACGCUUACUUUUGAAAGCCUGACUUAUUUAAAGUGAUUUAUUUGUUACUUAUUCAAUAGUAUUCUAAAAUAAUGUCUAAAUGGGAGUGUUUUUCAGAAAAAAGAUUUCUACACUUCAUCUAGUUUUACGUAUAGAUGAUCGAUUUCUCAAAACUAAAAUUAUGACGCGGCACGUCUUUUUAACUUAUAACCGGAGAUCCUGCCGCAAAAUUCUACACCCAACGUUACUGCGCAACGUUAACGCAAAUACCUUUUAAUUUAAUUUAAUGACAUCCACUGUUUUUAUAAUAAUUGCAUCCAUAUGGUUUUUAAUAAAAUUUAUUUCAUUUGAAAGGGAAUGAUGUUGAGAAAAUUAAAAAAAACAAUGGUUGCCACCUCUCAAUCAGUCGCUACCUAUCUGUUUUUUGUUAAUAUUUAUUUAAAUUUAAGUUUCAUAUGCGAUGAACAUGUUAAUCCAAGGUUGCCAGCUAAAAGGUGACCGCAAGUAUGACUUGCCUUACUAUAAAAUGAGCAUGUGAACCUCAGACCCACCAUUUAAAUAACCAAGAAUUAAUGCGACGUUGAUAUAAUUCCUUAUUUUCGCUGUCAGUUUUGCCAAUAAUUUAGGUAAAUAUAAAAAAACAGAUGGCUGUAGAUAAAUCAACAGUAAUGCACCUGUUCACGCCUGGCAACCCCAACUUUGCGACUGAUUCAGAGUUGGCAACCAGUGUUUAUUAAAUUCUCCUCAUUAUUUUCCUUUGUUAUGAUGUAAAAAUUAUCAAAAAAAGUUGAAUCAUGUAUAAAAUGUAAGUCACUAAAUUGAACCCAUGAUUAAUGCAAUGUAUACUCAUUAAUCAUUAAUUUAAAAUAGGUUUCAUCAAAAAAACAGAAGGGUGCAGAAUUCUGCGACCGGAGCCCGGUCUCGGACAUUAGGAAAUAAUUUAAUGCUUAAGACGAUGGAGCGAUGUAAAAAAACUCAAAAACACUCUCAUAAUAUACUUAUUGUGUAUCACAUGUUGACAACACGGUGUUUAAUAUUUCAAAGUUUAUUAAAUAAAAACCUUCCUUUAUUCAAAAUAGAAUACAUAGAUGCUUAACAUGAUAUACAUAUAACUAGUACUGGUACUAUACGUAUUUACCUUCCGAAUAAGGUAAAUAUUAGUUAUUUCAGCGAGUUGUGUACAGUUUCAAAGAAAUAUUCUCACUCAUUUCCGAAGGUAUGACAAAAAUUUGCUGCGGAGUAGAUUUUUACCUUUGAACAUUCUAUGUAGCAUAAAUAAAACAAAAACCAAGUUAGAUAGUGAUUUCUGUUUUAGGUUGGAAAUUCCAGAGUACUGGUUACUAUUCAAUAGUCAUGAAUAUCUUCGCUGUAUCUUAGUCAAAUAUUUGAAGAUAAUGUACAGGAAUUAAGGAUUUAACAAUGUAUUUGUUUAAAUUUAAUUUAAGAAUGUUGCUGUAAGUAAGCCUAAUGGUAGCAUUACAUGUGGAAUAAUUACCUUCUGGUGUAUAAAAACAUAUUAAAAGUAAUCAGAAAUAUUAAAUCUCUUAUACUUAGGUACGUAACAGAAUGAUGACUUGCUAAAAACUACUUUAUAAUAUCUCCAAAAUCUGAUUUCAAAAAUUUCAUACAUUCUCAUUCGGAACUGCAGUGCUAUUCUGUAAAAACAAACUCACUUUGUAUUUCGGAAUCAGCGGUGUGAUUUAAAUUAGAACACGACUUUCAAAUCGAACUAAGCGGUGAAAAUGAGAUUGUUCUACAGUACGGUAGCAGUACAGUACUGUACAGAAUAGCACUACUAGUAUUUAUUUCGUGACUAUUCAUGAACUUAGAUGUACAUUAUAUUAAAUUAUCUUAAUAGCGUUUAUAAAUGUAACAAUGUCCGUAUCAAUGUAACUGCCACAAACAUAAAUAACUGAUGCUUCAAAUAUUUACUAGCAAAAUGUGGCGCAGUGCAUAAAUCUAGCCGGGCACCUAAGAUCCAUAACUUCGAGAAACCACUACAGGGUACCCACUUUAUUACGGCAGUAUUUCUCUUCCAUGGAGUGUGUUCGAGAUGAAAUUUACACACACGACUACACCCGGGAUUCGCUCACGGGUUGUGCCGCUCAAUUAUCCAGAAUCCGUGAGGGAUUGACCAAUGGAAUUUAUCUGAAGCAAAUGAACGAUGGAUCUGUGGAGCUUUGAUGAGAUCUGAGACGCACACCCGGUAUUUGUUAAGUGAUUAAUACAGCUGAGUUUUGAAUCAUGCUUAUCUUCUUAUUACUUGUUGGCCGUCUAUUAUGUUGAUGGGUGUCCUUAGUUUAAAAUUGGACUUUUUUUUUAUCUUCCAUGCUCUUCACAUUUUGUAUCGUUGUGGCACACUUUAUACCUUGGUGGUCCCUUUGAUUUUAACUUGUUUUUAUUAUCAGAUUGUUAUUGUUUUUAAUUUUUUGUAAAUGUGUGCCAUUCAUACAAAUAAACGACUUAUCUAUCUAUCUAUCUUUUUAACCAGUAUUAAGAAACAGAAUUCAUCAAUGAGCUUACUAAUAACUGAUAUUUUUCUAAAGAUAGGAUGUAAGCCGUAUAAGGAUUUAUAAAAAUAGAAAUUGUACCUAUGUCUCGCUGAAAUAAUAGUAAUCAAAGAAUAAUAAUAUAUUUUCCUGUCACUCAAUCAAUUUAGAGCACACUUUGCUGUCGUAUUAAAUCAAAAUAAUUGUUGAUUGACUAUGAGAAUUCUACUCUUUACAAUAUUACGUAGGUUCUGCCAAUGAAUCCGUCAACGGGGUUAUCGGAAAUUGUAAUCACUGGAAAAGGCAAGCCCAAACAAAAUUUCUCUCAUCGCAAUCCAUUUUCACUUGAUUGAAUAUCAAACAAAUAUAUGUCUUUACUUACGCACUUAGAAAAUAAGACAAAAUAACAAAAUAGCUAUUUGAAAAUGAACUGUAAUGGUUUAAGGAAAAUAUAUAUUAUGUCGAAAUAAAAAUAAUUUGCCUCAUGUGUUGUAUGCAAACCAAUUUGCUUCUCGCAGUUUUGGUUUACAGUCUGCUCAUAUUUCUCAUUCUGGGAACAGGAACAAAUGAAGAUAUGUGAUUCCCAUAUACUUAUGAUUGUAAUAAACUUGUGUAGCUUCUUGACGACGGAUAUUUUCCGUAAUUUGAUACUCGGUGUCUAUUAUAAGGAUGGCUUUAGUCCCGCCAUAUCAGUUCUCCUAAGAAGCCCUGUACUAUUUUGAUGUCCCUUCAAAUCUCAAUUAGCGUGUAAGGACUUCUAUGUAUAUUAUUCGUUAUCUGACGUAGCUUUUGCAGCAAAUCCUAUUUCACUUUCUCAACGUUCUUCAAUCGGUGCAAGUGUACACGUUACUUUUUCGAAUUUGACCCGCGAACCUUAUGUAACGUUGUCUUUAGUUACGGCACUCAAUUUUAACUUAUUGAACAUAUUUAUUUACAAAGUGUAUAAAGUAGAAUUUCCACUAGUGUUAUUUAUGCUAAUUUACUUAUUACGUUAACGGAUGGGCCGUCGUAUGCAUUGAAGAAAAAUCACUGUUUACACUCGACAAAUUUACUUAUCUUGUCGAGUCCGCUGGUACUAAAAUGUCUUAACUUGUAGCAAAGUAGCUCCUGAAAAAUGCUUAAAGGCAAACAUACUUAGAUUUUCAUUACACUGAAUAUUCUGAAUAGUACCUAAAUACCUGAAUGGUAACUGAUGAAAGCAUAGACAAAGCAAGCAUGGCAAGCUUUUUCGCUAUCUUAAUAAGAAAAUUAGCCUUAUACAUUUAUUAAUGGGGAAAAGCGCUAAUGAACUUUUAUUAGUUACAUAAUUAUGUAUUUAUAAAAUGUGUAAAUUGUUAGAAGUAAUGCAGUCAGAUAAUUAUGUAGUAGGUUAUAUUAUUGACGCUGCUUUCCAAAUAAAGACAUAUUAAUAUGAUAUUAAAUUAAUUAUUAUAGAUAGUCUUAGAGCUCAAUUCUGGUUGGCAGCCUGAAACCUUAUUUAAAACUUGUAGCACGAGUUUUUUCUCAUAAAAAGAGAAUAGAAAAUAUUAAAACCUGUAUUUACAAACUUUAAACAGAUUUUAAAUGUAACAAAUACCUACACAAUAUUCACGACCUAUUAAGAUGCCAUUUGAUUUUUUUUUUAGGUUGGACAUCAGUCUAAGUAGUUUUAGUAACUGUUCAAAGAUUCAAAAUUAGUUUCUCAAUUGAUGCUAUUGAAUUUAUAAAUGGCUGGUUACACAUUUUGAACUACCUAAAAAAAACAAAAUGAUAUUUUAAAAUCAUAAUCACAUAAUGUAUUUUUUUCAGAAUUGUCAAAAUCCUCGUGCGUUAAUUUAUGCGAAUGCAAGAAAAUAACAUUAUGGGUUAACCUGAUACAGGAAUUGUGCAUGUACCUUUUACUAUUUCAGGACAUCACAAUUAUAUUAUAUCAGAUUUAUAUUUAAUAAACUGCUACAUAUUAAUUUUAAGAAACUCCUAAGUUAAUCAAUGUCUGUAUAGGAAAAAAGUUUUCUAAAUCAAUUCAAGAAAUUUGGAAGUUCUCGAAAACAUUAUUGUGACACAUUCUGUAAAAAAAAAUUACACUACUUUAAAACUACAGCUUAUAUCAGACGUAAUUGAUUAAAAUAAAAAUAUUUUUAUAUUUUACUAGUGGCCCGUCCUCGCUUCGCUUCGGUGUAGAGC